AUGGAGAAACCAUCAAUUGAUGAUGCGGAGCAUUCGCSCCCGCCAUAUUACUACACGCCAUACAUAGACAUUGAACUCCAAUUCGACCCGCUCCAGGCUGACCCGCUGCUCCAGAAAUCGCUCGUGCUUGGUGAUAGCGAUAGCGACAACGAAACCGACAAUCUGGAAGGGGAUGCUACGUUUACAGACACGGAUAACGACUAUCCCUACGCGUACGGCCAUUAUCAACCUCGACGCGGAUACAAAUACGGAUAUCAAACACUCAGUAUGACGACAACGGCAACGACAACGGCGUCGAAUAGCUUGAACAAGCGCAAAUUCGUGGCGCCUGCAGCUGCACCAGUAGCAACUGAUUUGUCAGAUGACACGUCUGAUGUGUCUGGGCGGUUUGAUGACGCUGAUGAAUCUGAUGUUAUGCAAGUAGAACCUGCUUCUGUCGUUCCUGCUGUAGACGAAAAGGUUGAGGACAAUAAAUCCGUCCACUCCGCCAAAAGAGGGAGAUCGAAUGGCUGGCCGCUACAGAGCGAGAUUGCUUACGACGAAAAUGGCAUGAAGAUUGAUUUGAGUGCGCGCCGCAACACGCCUACGCCUACGCCUGGUAAAGCGAAAAAUCGCGCUGAGCCGGUGUUGAGGAUUCGUCGCUCUAGGUUUAUCGAGGGGAGUAUGAAUGAUCGUGUUAGCGAGAAGCCGCCUAGUAUUUACUUUCAGGAGGAUCAUCAUCGCGCCCAAGGAAGUGAGGAGGCCACCCAGAGUUACUCGCAGGCGUCAACAGUGGAUAAAAAACUGGAGAAACGAUCGUCUGGGAUCUUUCGUUUUGGCAAGGCUAUUGCCUCUGCUUUCCACCCCUUUGGCGCAUCAAAGGGAAGCAGCAAGGCGGAGCAAGACAGCGUCGCCAAAUCGCAAAAGGAGAUUAUGAAGCAGCGGCAGCUCAAAGCGGAGAAGGCUUAUGCUGAGUUGAAAAAGUCGGGAUACAAAGGGACUGUCGUUAAUCCUAACGUCAACUUCAGAAAUCAAGUUGAUGCGGGUAUUGCCGAUGAGACUUGGAAAUCCAUUCAGGAGAAAAUGGGGUACAAACUGCCUGAUGAAAGUCGCAUUUCUCAGGAUGAUACUCUUGUCGGUGUAAGCGGUGACGGGCUUGGACCUAUGUCUCCGGACAGAGGGGUGUCGAAGUUGAAGUCGUUUUCGGAGCUGCGAAAGCGGACUUCGAAUCUCAGUAUUCCGGCGCUACGGUUUCGUGAUGUGUCUCCUAUGAGCAUGCGGUCGUCGAUGGAGAGAGACGGCGAGCAGGAUAAUAGUCCGCAUCGACCCAUGGAAAGACGCCAGUCACGCAAAGAGCUACACAAACAAGCUAAGCUGUUGAAGCGGGUUAGCAAUCUGGAAGACAAGCUGGAGCGCGCUCGACGAGAAUUGAGAGAAUACGGCCCUGGUAAUGAUAAUGAAAGUCAGAUGCCUAUCCCGAAAAUCUGUGUUGAUGACGAGCAUGACCGUCAUUUUGCACCGGGUACUCUCCCAACGCUGCUUUCCGAGCGACUUCUCGAGGCAGGCUACGUUCAGGGAACGAGCCAAAGGACCGCAAAAUGGCCACCGGUCGAUAGUCUGUCGCGCAAACGCAAGUCACCUGUUCCUAUGCCUGUCGAUGUGGUGCAUGAUACCGAUGUCGAAGAAUACGACGCCGGCUGCGGGAAGCCUGAUGAUGAUGAUGAUGCUGCUGCUGACAGCAGCAGCAGCAAACCACGACUACGCAACACACUCAAAUCCGCACGCGACAAACGCGCUUCUAGUCUAACCACCAAAGCCAGCCAGCGGUUAAAAGCGAAGCAGUCUUCUCGGAAUUUGCGUGCGGCAGCAAGCACAACUCCGACUAAAGAAGAGGGAAAGUGCUUACAAGAACAGGAAGGGAACAAGUCUACUACAACGACGCCCUCAUCGACCUACAAAAGUCGGGGGUUGACUUACGGCAGUGAUCAUGAGAAUAUCCCGCCUGUGCCUCCUGUUCCAAAGGAGUUGCUGAGUGGCAAGUCUCCUUCUAAAGAGAAGAAUGUACUUUCUACAAUCAAGGCGAGAAUCCCGUCAAAGGAGUUUUCAUGGCCCGAGGAUAUAUUUUGA
Talaromyces amestolkiae is the source of this 2106-nucleotide messenger RNA. RefSeq lists its product as uncharacterized. The coding region runs from base 1 to 2106 and encodes 701 amino acids. NCBI's taxonomy places the organism in Eukaryota, Fungi, Ascomycota, Eurotiomycetes, Eurotiales, Trichocomaceae. The record is from RefSeq and is a predicted model, not a curated record. The transcript is spliced from 2 exons.